UUGGCUGAAGAGUUGGAGUGGGAAGAGACCAAAGGGCUGAGUUUGUUAAAUUGAUAAAGACAAAAUUUCCUUGGUUACUGAAAGAGUAAAAUAAAUGACAUCUUUCACCAUUUCUUGAUAGAGAGUUAUUUUACACACACACACACACACACACACACCCUCCUUCCCUAAGGCAUUUCUGAUAUCCCUUUAGGAAGAAAAAUGGAAGAGUAGACUCCAGAGCCCAAGUCAGCUCUACCCCGAUUUUACCCCUUGCGUGGAGACCCUGUCUGAGGCUGAAUUCGAAAGCACUGAUGUCUAGUGAGAGACAAGCUGCUGCCAGUGGCUGCUCUGGGAGCCCGACUUUACCACCUUUCGAAGCUAAGAUCUCCACCUCCACCCCCGGAAGUGCACGGGUGUCCUGGCAUGUGGGAACUCAUACUCUCCAAGGGACAGUGACGGGUCCACCCUUGCCCUAGCCUGAAGGCCAGAGAAUGAGCUGGGUUCUUGCUAUACCUGAAGGGAAAUCCAUCUUCAGCAAGCAGGCCUGACAGGUCCUUAAACACAGCUGAGCCGUGCAGGUCUGGAUGUCCUACAGCAGUGAAUCUCAACCUGUGGGUCGCGACCCCCUUGGCAGUCAGACAGCCUUGUUGAAAGGAUCAACUAAGACCAUCAGAAAAUAGAGACAUUUAUAUCACAGUUCAUAACAGUAGCAAAAUUACUGUUCCGCAGUAGCAAGGAGAUAAUUUUAUGGUUGCGGGAUCACCACAGCCUGAGCAGCUGUGUUAUAGGGUCGCAGAGAUAGGAAGGCUGAGAACUGCUGUCCUGAAGGAACAGGAAUCAGAGGUUCUGGGUCUGCUCCCUGACCUAUGGCCCCAGGCUCUUCUGCCUGAAGCAUACCGUUGACCCUGUCCUGAGGGUCAACACUGAGCCCCGCGGAAGUGGCCCCGCAGCCUGGAUCACACAGGGUCAGAGUCUGGGAGCAUCACAGAGCAUCAGAGGCCAGGCUGGCUCCCUGCAAUCCUGAGGUCAGGGUGGGAACCAGAGAGUAGAGUGUUGACUCUUGGAAAGUUCCUGCCUUGCAUCUGGCUUUGCAGUUUAAAGAGUCGCUGGCUGCCUCUGCCCGGAGCCCUGGCUCCUGUUUAAUAUUCCGCUGCCUGGUUGAUGUUGUGCUUGGCUCCUGUGGGACUGCAACUCACGGCUGGAAACUGGAGCCAAUUUUCUGUCUUCGUCUCGCAGUGUUUUGACUGGAGGCAGAUCCAGUUCAGGCCGAUCAGGGCUGUGGAAACAACUACCAAGUGUCUGUCUGCUUCACCCCGGGAGGAGAGAGUGUGGCCAAGGAGCUGGGAAGAGGAGAGCGCUGGGAGGACCCUAGGGACUUCUGCCUUGCCCCCGCCCCCAACUGAUCUAAGGCUGUCAGAGAUGACGCUGGUUCUGUCCAUGAAUAGAUUCUGCGAGCCCAUUGUCUCAGAAGGAGCUGCUGAAAUCGCCGGGUACCAAACACUAUGGGAGGCUGACAGCUACCGAGGUGCAAGCCCCCCAGGGCCAGCACAGGUUCCUUUACAGGCAGACCGAGCAGCCAGCCCCCAACUGGCAGGAUCGCACUACCGGGGAAUUCCAAAUCCUGUCGGCGCAUCCAAGGUCACAUACUUCAAGAGGAAGUACGCCCAAGAGGAGGAUCUUCACCCACCCCUCAGCAGCUGCAGCCAUAAAACCAUCUCCAUUUUUGAAGAGCGAGCCCACAUCCUUUACAUGUCCUUGGAGAAGCUCAGGUUCAUUGAUGACCCGGAAGUGUACCUGCGGAGAUCCGUCCUCAUUAACAACCUGAUGAAGAGGAUCCAUGGGGAAAUCCUCAUGCAGAACAGCUGGUGCCUCCCCGCAUGUUCUCUCGGUGGCACCUCCGCCCAAGAGUGGUUCCUGGCUCAAGACUGUCCUUACCGGAAACGGCCCCGGGUGGCCAAAGAGGAGUGGGAGAAAGUCCACACUUGCUGCUUGUACCAGGAGUGUGGCGGUCACUGCCUGAAUUUGCCCCUUUCUGUCAAUGCCGGUGUUGGAAGCAGUUCUGCUGCUGCCCCGGCUGCAUCUCCCUGUAUCUCCCCAUCCGCCUCCUCCUCCCCAUCCUCUUCCUCCUCCCCAUCCUCCUCCUCCCCAUCUACCUCCUCCUCCUCCUCCUCUUCCUCCUCCCCUCUGCCGUUGCCUAGCUGUUCCCACCAUGUGGACUUUGAUAUAGGCAGCGCCCCCAUCUACAAGAGCGACGGCCAAAUACCUGCCAAUGAAAUUUUCGUCACUAACAUUAGGUCACUUGGUGUCCAGGAAAAGGCCAAAUUCAACGAUGGGAAAGUAAGCCAGGACACCAGCAGAGACGGUGACGCCCUUGGCCAAGAACCUCUGGGGAACGACCUUGAUUUUGAGUGCAAAGGCCAAUUUUACGACUAUUUUGAGACUGGAUAUAAUGAGAAAAGCCACAUGAGUGAGUCUUGGAAGAAGUCUUUGAGGAGAAAGGGGCUUUCCCCAAGCCCCAAACUGUGCUGCAGCAGAGGGAGUAAGAUGUGACCGUUCUCCCGCUGGCACACGCAAGGACGCGCAGCAUGACCAGCCUCUGUCUUGAAUGGAUUUUGUAGUUUUGUACAACUGAUAACAUUGUGCAGUGAACACGCUGUGUUGUCUCGCUGCCCCGAGAGCAGACUGCACAAAACAUCUGUACAGUAGGCCCCAAGUCACCUGUUGAUGUGAUUUUCUGAGGAAAGCCAACUUUGUGUUUGAAAGUGUAUCUUAGUUUUCUUUAAAAAAAAAAAAAUUAGUAGAUUAGGUUGAGGACAACAUGCCCUUGUUCUAUUCCCACUGCCCCUCCAAGAAGCCCGCCACUAGUUAAGUUCAGCAUGUUUGCCGGUUAAUUGGGUAGUUAUUUGGCAAACAAAUCAAUAUAACAGCAGAGUUGUCUGCUUCGUCCGUAUGAUACAGCAUUUCCUUCUGAGUGAAAGACUGAAGACAGGAAGAUAGAUGAAGCGGUUUCGUGAGUUGUGACGUGUUUGUAUUGAACAGUGAGACAAAAUGACAACACCCGGCAGGUAGCAGUGUAGGAACUGUGGAGACUGUACCUGCGAGCUCCUAGCUUGCCUGUGGUGGGUAAUGGGUGACUAGGGAAGAGGUAUACGGGGCCGUCUCUGAUGGUCUCUGUGGGAAGGAGAUAUACACGGCCGUCUGAUGGGCUCUGUAGGCAGGAGGUGUACACGGCCGUCUC
Messenger RNA from Myodes glareolus (Bank vole), 3220 nucleotides. The record is from RefSeq and is a predicted model, not a curated record. Lineage: Eukaryota; Metazoa; Chordata; Mammalia; Rodentia; Cricetidae.